Molecule: messenger RNA, 4715 nt
Organism: Odontomachus brunneus
Lineage: Eukaryota; Metazoa; Arthropoda; Insecta; Hymenoptera; Formicidae
Gene: vir
Product: protein virilizer
Exons: 6
Coding region: 226-4686 (1486 amino acids)
Cellular component (GO): RNA N6-methyladenosine methyltransferase complex
Molecular function (GO): RNA binding
Source: RefSeq, a predicted model, not a curated record
GCGUCUAAUGAACGUAGUAAAGGCGCACUUUGUUAGAUGGCGUCUCGAAAAUGCAUCUAGCUCCGGCCACUAAAGUCAGACUCAUGGCCUCUUUCUGGUUCUAUACAGAAUUAAAUAAAAAAUAACUAUAAAACCUCAAAACAAGGAUAUAGAAGAAUGAAUGAAAAUGAAAAUAAUUGUUGUAGGUAAGAUUAUAUGAUGUGAAUAAGUUUAUUGACGAUAAAAAUGGAUAAUACUGAAUUAUUGUUCUUUGACACAUUCUCCCAUGACAUAUCAGAGGAAUUGAACUUGGAUUUGGUACAAUUUCCUAAACCUGUUUAUAUUAGCGAAGUAAGAAUAAUACCAUUAGGUGCACGAGUUCAAGCAGACUUUCCAGGAGGAGUACGUCUUGGAGCAACCAAUCCUUCUCAAUUUGAAAUUGAGUUUUUUGUGAAUGAUCUCAGUAAACCUGGAGCAUCCACUUUCGAAUCUCUGGGUGGUUUGGAAUAUAAGCAAAACAUUCAUAUUCAGCUUGAAUGUGAACGGAAACAGAUACCAACCGAUGGGUUGGUAUUAAGAGGAUGGUAUACUACAAUAACACUGGCAGUAUAUGGUACCUUGACAAAAUCAUUAAACAACCCUCAGGAAGUCAACAAUUCAACAGCUGGGUCUACUGCUUGCGUCAGUACCCUGGAAGAAAAUCCUAAAGGUUCUGCUCAAGCUCCUUCGGAACAGCAACCUGAAUGGUAUUACGAGAACCAACACCAAACGAAUUCUACGGAAAUAUGUGUUGCUGCAACUCCACCACCACCAGUUCAACCAAUUCAAGUUGUAGAACCAUCCAGGACUACCGCACCAGAACCCGAGAAAGUAGAAUCAACACAAUGGGAAGAGGAAGCAUCUUGCAAUACAGGCGAAAAACCGUCGAAACGGCCUUCCUCUCCCCCUACGGAAUCCUUGAUCUCUUUGAGUCCCGAGUCUAUCUCUGCCGAAGAAGAGGAAGCGGAACAGCAGGAAGCAGUCGAACCUGAGACUGGCGAGCCGUUCGAGCCUAUAUUAUCGGAUGAAGACAUAAUGACUGACGAUGUACCAUCUACGGCUGAGUUCGAAUGUGAAACCGUGCAGAUUGACGAGAUAUACGCACUGAUGUCGCCCGAUCUACUGAGUCUAGAGAAACCUGGCAAUCUGGAAGACUCGAGCGUGAGUCACGAAACUUUAUUGAAAAUCAGAGAAAUCCUUCAGCCAUUGUCCAAAUCAGUCUCACACUUCCAUAACGCGUCUGGUCAAGAGAAAGAAACGUUCGUCCACAACUGCGAAUCUCUAUGUGCCAUAUUAGGGCCAUUCGACUUCAGCGCAGACAAUGUCAAUGAGUUGACAAACAUCGUCAGCGCUGGCUUAGACAUGGAACUUGCUAGAGCUCAACCACAACCAGCGUACAAAGUGCGGCACGUAAAGGUAGGGGUGCGUUUAGCCGAAGCUCUCUGUCGAUUAUCUAUUGGUCCGGAGAUUCUGCUGAAGGUCGAGGCGCCGUCCAAGUUGCUGUCUCUUUGUAUGCGCGAGAACGUGGCGCUGCCGGUAAAACUUUCCGCUUUGCGAGCCCUCGACGCCGCGCUUAUUAGCCCGGUGAUUGUGCAAGAGUUCCUAAACUCGAAGAUUAAUCUAUAUAGGAAUGCGCUGACGAUGUUGGACACGGUGAAACUAGCUAGACUGAAAUAUGCCCUGAGCUCGCUUCUACGUAAAGUCCACGUCUACGAGUACUUGGAGGAGACGAAAAAAUUCGACGAGCUCGGUUUGGCCGAGCUAAUGAACGCCUACGUUUGUGCGCCAACGUUGAUGGCGCAACCUAAACGCCAACUACCGGCCGGUGCUCAAAUGGAGUUCGAACGAGAACAUACUCGCAAUCCUCGCGCCCAUCUGAUAGCCUAUUUCGAAUAUCACAAGUUGGCCCUUCACCUCUUGCUGACAUUGUCCUCUCCCGACUGCGACUUCAAGGUAAUCAAGCUGAUACGCCGAUUUCUUCUGCAUCUCUCCGACACGAAGGAAGGCUUGUUUUAUUUGCUAAAAGAGGCCGAGGUAGUACGCUUGAUGCUGAAGGCCUUGAAGUACGAAUUACCGGGCGCCGGUUGCAUCUUAGCGUGGCGUCUUCAAGUCGUGCAAUGUUUGAUUCGCUUGAAACAGACUCCAGACGAUUGGAUGGCACUAAAACGACUGCAUUCCUUCCUCGUAUUUCCCGACGGCUUGCGCGCCAUUCUCACGGUAAUGCCGUUGGGCGAUUUCAUGGACAUUUUGAUCCCCUAUUUGGCAGAUUCCAAUCUCUGUGAGUUCGCCGCCGAAGUGAUUUCCGCUAUCGUCCGUUAUUCUGACCGAGUGCAGAUCCUGCAGAAUCGUGCGGAAUUAAUGUUGGAUAAGGCUCGUGAACACGCCGUCCUCAGAGAUGUGACGUCGUACUUGACGACCGCGGCUCAGGCCUCUCAUUGGGACUACAGCGACGUCUCGUCUCUAGUGACGAUUAUCAGGAAGAGCGCGGAGAAAGCUGCGUCUCUGCCUGGCCAACUGAUCACGGCAUGUAGAAUUCUGCAUUAUUUAAUUUUCCCAUCGAAUAACGACAUCGAUCCCAUGGAACCUUACGUCGAACUCAAGUACAGGAACGCCUUGACACAACUUUUCGCUGCCGACGGUCUCACUGCCUUAAUCACCGUAAUGGCGAACGUGUCCGAGUUCUACGAACAGCCAUUUCUUCAUCGCGCAGCUCUAACGGGUCGUAGAGGCAUGGCGUUGGUGGCUCUCCUGCUGCCCUGCGUGAAGUUGACCAGAGCGCUGUUGGAGAGACUCGUCAAAUGUAUGGCGACAGACUUUAAAGAUCUCACAGCCGUCGUCCCGUUGUUGGGUGUCUACUCCUUGAUCGAGGCUGUGCCGUCUAAUUCGACAGUGCGAUCUCUGUCCGAGGAAAUUGUUGGCACGCUGCUGAUGUUUACUCAGGCCGUCGAUUCCGAUGGUUCCGGAAACGUUGCCAAAUCCCUGUGGACUCAGAUGUUGGGCGAGGUUUUGAAAAUGGUCUCGCUCAGUCCGUGCAACUUUGUGCCGGGUUUGAAACUGCUGACACGCCUAUUACCGCCUGUCCUGACACCGCGAGAAACCGCCACCGAAGAUGCGGCGAGAGUUCUGGGUCUGAGGAAGCUCUGGUCCGCACAUCUGCAAGCACAAGCUUCAAAUCUCACAGAAACUCUUAGACUGCUAUGUGCCAGUUGGAACGGAGAAGUUUUGCUUCUUUUAUCUACGGUUUGUAAGCAAUUGAGUGACCUGGCAGCGCCAACAGCUCUUUUGGUCGGGCGAUGUCUUUUGGAUGGUAUCCUAGCGGCCACUCCACAAAAUAAUGUUCCUAUUCUCGCUCUAAUUAGCGAUCUAGCUAGACACGCGCCCGUUAAGGCCACUUUACUGACUCUGACGAGUCCUGCGUCUAGAGCACAAGUAAAAUCUGACCAGAAGUACCCACCUGUCAUCGAGUUGAUGUGCUCCACUUUGAAGAACAACGGUGAAGUGCGUGUACAGUAUGAAAUCCUCAGUAUCUUCGAGACUCUGUGCGACUGCAGUCUAAGCCUGGUACAGGAGGACAACGAGCCUUUUGAGAAGAAACUGACGCACUCGGUACCCAGUAAGGAACCUUUACUAUCCAUUCUCGCGGCUUUGAUAGAAAUUUUAGCCACGAGUACGAAAUACCAGCUAGAUGUGAUAGAGAGUACCUUGCACGUCCUCCUGUCCCUCAUCGGUCAUAACUACGGUCUCUAUCACGUGAAGAGCUGCCUGGAGAACAAUCCUGGCGCCUUACGCGCAUUGUUGGAUCAUGUGUCUACUUUAGAAAAUCCCGAGACGUGCUCCCUUGUAGGCUUAACCGUAACUUUCUUGGAGAAUUUGAUCGCUUCUGACUCGGAAAGGCGGUCCCUGCACUUACGUACACAGCAGUUGGCCUCUUUGAUCUCCUGGGAGAGAAACGAUCAUCCCUUAGAGAAACUAAAGCGCGCGGAGGAACUGGUGGAGACUUUGAAGGCUGAAGAAAGAGAGGAGAAGGAACCUAUCCCAGAGAUGUUGGAACCAUUAUUGCCUACUCCAGAGGCUCUAUUGAAUCAGUUCUCGCGAAGAUGCGCUAGACCGAUCAAUAACAGUCCAAGCCGGUCCACAAAAUUCUCAUUUGUGGCAGCUAGUCAGGUACAAACCGAGAAUACGGUAGACCUGUUGGCACUCGCUACUGAAUUAUUACCUGCUGACUUCAAUCUGUUGGCGGAGGCACAGAAUUUGUGCUCAAAAGCACCUCCCGACGAUGCUACUCAACCUUUGCAAUCGAAACCUCAGGAUGAAGAACAAGAAAAUAGAACGGAGAAGCAGAGUUCUCCAAUCACCAAGUCGAAACAACCGUUUGUGACACCGAUACGAGGUCGAAGUCAGUUUACCAAUUCAUUACGUGGUGGUCCUGUGGGUGGAGGAGUAGGUAGAGGUGCUGAUCCUUUCCGAUCGAGACCACCUAAUACUUCGAGACCACCAUCUCUUCACGUGGACGAGUUCGUAGCAUUAGAAACGUGCGGAGCUCAACCAACGGGUCCUACUGGUUACAAUAAGCUCAGCAUACGCGGAACAUGUCCACCGCGUGCUAUCAGCAGCGGAACCAGAAGUCGACCUUGGACGCAAGAAACUCGUCCUCCAUAUCUUCGUUAAUUCACUCUUCCUGUUUGUCGAAUUUUUCU